Drosophila serrata is the source of this 2159-nucleotide messenger RNA. It is a transcript of the gene Ir62a, whose product is annotated as Ionotropic receptor 62a. The record is from RefSeq and is a predicted model, not a curated record. Lineage: Eukaryota; Metazoa; Arthropoda; Insecta; Diptera; Drosophilidae.
UGUUUUGGAGAUGCUAUCAUGACCUGAACUAUUCGCGGUGAUGCCUCUGAAAAGACUCUAUCAUCAGAUUCAGUCUGACUCUGCUUGUCCGCCCGAAUAUGUUCCUCCGGCUCCUUGUGCUGCUGCUCCUUUUGGGAGAGCGAAACUUAAUCGCAAAGGAGAACUUUGUGCGGCCGUCGCACCUGGCUCAUUUCCUAGAUAGGGUCGGUCGAGUGCACCGCCUGCAUGCCAUCACCAUUGUGAACAGCCUGGAGUCGAUCAGUGCCAGCUAUCUUAAUGAAUUGCAUCGCCUGCUUCGAAGCAACAGCAGCAACCACUUCUACUUGAUGCCGCAGAUGACUGCCACGGAUGAGGAGACGACCCAUGUGCGGUUCAGCCGGCUGCAGGACGAGGAAACGCUGUACGUGGUUUUUGCAAGGAAUACCAGGGAUGCCAUAAUUGAGUUGCAGGCGCGACGAGCCCGGGGUAGGCGCUACUCCAAAACCAUGUUUCUGCUAAAGUGCAGAGAGUCACCUUCGAGUGUGGCGGACUUUUUCGAAUUGCUUUGGAAACUGCAAUUCCGCUCCGCCCUGGUGGUGGUGGCCAAGCGAAAUUUCUACCAAAUGGACCCGUACCCCACCAUUCGUGUGAUUCGUAUGCGCCGGCUAUCCGCCUAUGAUCCGCAUCAUCUGUUUCCUCUGCCCAAUCGACGGGACUACAGGGGCUACCGGCUGCGCCUGCCUGUGCAGCAGGAUGUGCCGAACACGUUUUGGUACAGGGAUCUCCAUCGAUCAAACUCUUGGCACCUGGACGGAGUGGGUGGGAUCUUGGUCAACCAGCUGAUGUCGCACCUGAAUGUGUCGCUGGAGCUGUUCUCCCUUGUUGUGAAUGGAUCCAAUCUGUUGAACAUGGCCGCGCUUACGGAUCUCAUUAUCCACGGCUCGGUGGAGAUGAGCCCGCAUCUGUUCGACACACUGCAUCCGAAUAGUCAGGUGGACUACUCCUAUCCCGCGCAGGUGGCGCCGCGCUGCUUCAUGAUCCCCCUGGACAACGACAUUUCUCGGAGCCUUUAUGUCUUUCUGCCUUUUAGCUUGACGAUUUGGCUGUGCCUGUUACUCACACUGCUUCUGGUGCACUUCCUUUUUGUGCGUCGCCUGAUGCCGGACUCGCAGCUCUGGAACAUACUUGGAGUGCCGGGAGCUGGGACGGUUAGAUCCCAGAAGCGCAAGCCAGGACGAGGCCUUUGCGGCCUGCUGAUCCUUUUCGGGAUCUCUAUCCUGUGGCAGUUAUACAGUACCAAGCUCACCUCCUUUCUGACCGUAACUCUUACCCGUCCGAAUGCUGGGAGCUUAGAGGAGCUAUUUCGGCUGCCCUAUCGCAUUCUGGUGCUGCCCACCGACGUGGACGCCAUUGUGGCCUCCCUGGGACAUGGCGAGCAAUUCGCGGCCAAGUUCAGCUUCACGGAUCCCGAGCACUUUGACGCGAAGCGAAUAUCGCUGGAUCCGGAGUAUAUAUAUCCCAUAAGCCGGAUCCGCUGGGAGUUCUUCAACCUGCAGCAGCGCUUUUUGCGCAAGAAGCGCUUUUUCUUCUCGAAGCUCUGUCACGGUACUUUUCCCUUUCAGUACCAGCUCCGUGUGGACUCGCACUUUAAGGACGCCCUGCACCGCUUCCUGCUGCACGUGCAGCAGGGCGGACUGGCAGAUCGCUGGCUGGAGACCUGCUAUCGGCGGGCCCAUCGCAUGGGCUACCUGAGGGACUUCUCCACGCUGGCUGAGAUGGAGGAGAAGUUAAGGCUGCGGCCGUUGGCCCUCAACAUGCUGGUGCCCGCCUUCAGUCUGUUUCUGUGCGGAUUGUUGGCCAGCAGCAUUGCCUUCGUGGUAGAGAUAAACCAGAGCUUUGGGUGCAGACAAAGGCAACCUAACCGCAACACUAACCGUCCGCCCGCCAAGCCCGGGAAUUGGGGGAUUAAUGUUAAUGCAUCUGAAGUAGCUCAUUCCUAACUAGAAACCCACCCACGUCGCAACUGAAUCGAAUAUCAAGUCUAAUCUAACUUUUGUAUGAUUCACAUUAUUAUUCCCCCCACAACACCCACAAUCCACGAACGAAUGAACCCAAUUGGACCACCUAACCAAACGAAUCGAAAUUUUCAACCAUUAUUCAACCAUCAUCGAAUCCCAUCG